AUGGCGAGUGGCUCCUUCGCUCGCGACCAAGCGACGAGGAGACUGAGGGCUGCAGCAGCGGCAACGGCGGCGGCUCUCUCUGCGGUGGCGACCACCCCACUUCUUUCCUCGGGCAUCCCUACCGCACUCAUUGGGACCGGGUCGUCUUGUCCGGGAGCCAUGUGGCUCUCCACGGCCACCGGCUCCCGGUCAGACUCGGAGUCUGAUGAGGAGGACCUCCCCGUCGGGGACGAAGUCUGCAAACGCGGCUACCUUCGGAAGCAGAAGCACGGCCACAGGCGCUACUUCGUGCUCAAACUCGAGACAGCCGACGCCCCGGCUCGGCUGGAAUACUAUGAAAACGCCAGGAAGUUCCGGCACAGUGUCCGCGCCGCGGCGGCGGCGGCUGCCUCCGGAGCCGCGGUCCCCGCGCUCAUCCCGCCGCGGCGCGUGAUCACCCUGUACCAGUGCUUCUCCGUGAGCCAGCGAGCCGACGCCAAAUACCGACACCUCAUCGCCCUCUUCACCCAGGAUGAGUACUUCGCCAUGGUGGCCGAGAACGAGUCGGAGCAGGAGAGCUGGUACUUGCUGCUCAGCCGCCUCAUCCUCGAGAGCAAGCGCCGCCGCUGCGGCACGCCGGGCGCGCUGCCGAAUGGGGAGCCAGCCCGGCCGGCGGCUGCAGCGGCGGCGUCCGAGCCACCCUUCUACAAGGAUGUGUGGCAGGUAGUAGUCAAACCCAGGGGGCUGGGGCACAGAAAAGAGCUGAGCGGCGUGUUCCGGCUCUGUCUUACCGACGAAGAGGUGGUGUUCGUGAGGCUGAACACCGAAGUGGCCAGCGUGGUUGUCCAGCUCUUGAGCAUCCGUCGCUGCGGGCACUCGGAGCAGUAUUUCUUCUUGGAAGUCGGCAGGUCCACGGUCAUCGGCCCCGGGGAGCUCUGGAUGCAGGUCGAUGACUGUGUGGUAGCCCAAAACAUGCACGAGCUGUUUCUGGAGAAGAUGAAAGCCCUGUGUGCAGAUGAGUACCGAGCCCGCUGCCGCAGCUACAGCAUCAGCAUCGGCGCCCACCUGUUAACCCUGCUGUCCGCUAGGAGGCACCUGGACACGCUGCCGCGCGAGCCCGGCGGCUGGCUGAGAAGGUCCCGCUUUGAGCAGUUUUACCACUUCAGAGCCAUCGGCGACAGGGAAGACGAGAUGCCCCUCACCAGGCCCUACCUGACACCCAGCGAACCCGUGCCCACCUCCAGGCGAGCAAGGCUGCACCUGCCUAGAGCGCGCAGGUCCAGGAGAGCGAUUUCAGUGCCUGCCAGCUAUUUUCGCCGCCUCCCAUCCAGCCCGGUACGUGUCCCGCAUCCUGCAGAAGUCCCGAACCACAGAGCUGGCCUGUCUCCUGAAGCCUCUGGAUAUGGCAACUCUGGGGAAGAAGACAGUCCCCAAGGCCAAGAGGCUCAGGAAGGAAACGGAGGUGACUACAUGCCCAUGAACAGAUGGGGCUCGGGCAACGGCCAGGGUUCCGGAAGUGGCCAGGGCUCGAGUGGCCAAGGCUCCAGUAGCCAGGGUUCAGGAGGAAGCCAGUGCUCCGGCGGGGGGCAGGGCUCCAGUGGUGGCCAGGGCUCAGGGAGCCAGGGUGCAGGAGGAAACCAGCGGUCAGGAGAUGGCCAGAGCACUGCAGGUGGGCAAGGCUCGGGCAGUGGCCAGGGAGCCAGCGGCGGUGGACAUGGCUCCGGCGGUGGGCGGGGACCCGGAGAUGGCCAUGGCUCAGGCGGGGGUAAGAGCCACGGAGGGGGUAAAGGUUCAGGAAGUGGGAAAAUCUCGGAGGGCAAUGGUGAGCGUGGAAAAUCUCUGAAGAAAAGGUCCUACUUUGGCAAAUUAACUCAAAGCAAGCAGCACGUGCCACCCCCUCCACCUCCACCCCCACCGGCUGGAGCAACUGGUAGCAAAGGGAAGUCUGGGGGAAGGUUCCGACUUUACUUUUGCGCUGACAGGGGAACCCCAAAAGAACGCAAAGAGGCCAAGGAGGUCAAAGACUUAGAGACACUGGAAGGUGCAGCUCAGGGGCCCCACAGAGCCAGAGCUUUUGACGAAGAUGAGGAUGACCCUUACGUGCCAAUGAGGCCAGGGGUGGCUGCCCCUCCCCCAAGCUCCAGUGACUAUAUGCCAAUGGCUCCUCAAAACUUCGCUCCUUCAAAAAUGCACCACUCUCGAUCACCUUUUGAGGAUUCAAGAGGGUACAUGAUGAUGUUUCCCAGAGUGAGCUCACCACCUGCCCCAAGUCCCCCGAAAGAGGCAGAUCCUGAAAAGGAGGACGAGUCAAAGGACAAUGACAGUGAGAGUGACUAUAUGUUUAUGGCUCCUGGAGCCGGUGCAAUUCCAAAAAAACCCCCAAAUCCUCAGGGUGGCUCUUCUUCUAAAAACUGGAGCUCUUACGUUUCCCUGCCAAACCCUUUUCAGGGCUCCCCAUUGGGACAGAGUGACCACAGUGAGUAUGUACCAAUGUUACCUGGAAGGUUCCCAGGGAAGGGCCUAGACAAGGAAGCCUCAUCCAGCGGGGGCCCCAAAGAUGCAGUUUCAAAGCCUUCAGCUGAGGGGUCAUUCUCAAAGCGUGGAGAUGGGGCAUCACUGACAAAGCCUUCAGAUGACGGCCCCCCCAAGAACAAGGCUAAGAGACCUAACAGCCUCUCUUUCAUCACAAAAGGAAAUAAAAUCAAGCCAAAAUCACAAAAGCCCACUCGUGAACAGAGAGGAGCUGACAGCUCUCAUGACUACGUCAACAUUGACUUCACUAAGAGAGAGAGCAAUGUGCCAGCCCCCUUUAUUCACGGACUGCCAGGUUCGUGGGGCAUCAUUGCUGGCCCCAGACCGUCAGCCUUUUCUAACUAUGUGAAUGUUGAGUUCGGGCUGCCAUUUCCAAACCCAGCACACAGGCUCUCGAAUCUUUUAAGAGCCAUUCCAGGUGCCAACCCCCUUUAUCUGGAAGGUGCUAGGUGGCCACUUGUGCCUCUUCCUCCCAACACUGCAGGUGGCAGUGCGAAUGAGGAAGAGGGUGACUACAUUGAAGUGAUUUUCAAUCCAGCAAUGACACCGGCCGUGCCUUUUGGUGACAGGGCCAUUCGCUAUGAUGCCGAAACAGGUCGCAUCUAUGUGGUCGACCCAUUUUCAGAGUGCUGUAUGGACAUUUCGCUCUCCCCCGGCCGCUGUUCCGAGCCACCACCUGUAGCCAGGCUGCUGCAGGAAGAACAACCGCCGGAGCGAAGACGCCCGCAAAGCCGUUCGCAAAGUUUCUUUGGGUCGGCCAGGGCCGCCUUCUCAGCUUUCUCAACGGACAGCCUCGAGAGAGACCUCUCGAGCCCCUUGGCCGCGGCCGCUGCUGCUUCGGCCGCUGCGCCCGCCUUAGCCUUGAGCCAGGCGUUUGCCGCCGCCUCUGCCCUCGUCGUGGCCCCGGGCGUCGGGGCAGCCGCCAGGGGCUUGGAGGCCGCCGCAGGCUUUAACUCCGCCUCUGCCCGCUGGUUCCAACCUGUUGCUGGCGCCGCGGCCGCGGCCGCCGCCGAAGCGGUCAGGGGGGCCCCAAACGUGGCCGGUGGCUCGAACCUGAGAGCCCCCAACCCAUCUGCAGACCUAGCUGGCGGUGAGAACGGGGCCGCAGCGGCCGCCCCCAGACCGCCGCCGCGCCGCCCCGUGCCGAGACCCCCGGGGCGAGAGGAUCCUGACGAAGACGACGAUGACGACAACAUCUACGUGAGAAUGGACUUUGCCAGACCUGACAACAAGAAGUUCGACUCUCCACGCAGAGGUCCUGGAACUGAAGCUGCUGUUAAGAACUUUCCCAUGGUCAAAGAGAGUGAUUACAUUGCCACAAAAACACACUUUAGAAGACAAGUGAUGCUUAUGAAGUUUCAUCUUUGUCCACUCCAGAUCUGCCUAAAAGAAAGAACAUUCAGAGGCUUCUGAAUAGAAAACAGCCUGAAUUUCUAAAAGCUGAAAAAUGGAUGCUCGCAGGUGAAU
Messenger RNA from Neogale vison (American mink), 3978 nucleotides. RefSeq names its product insulin receptor substrate 4 (gene IRS4). Gene Ontology annotation, cellular component: plasma membrane; cytosol. The record is from RefSeq and is a predicted model, not a curated record. Gene Ontology annotation, biological process: insulin receptor signaling pathway. Gene Ontology annotation, molecular function: phosphatidylinositol 3-kinase binding; insulin receptor binding. The transcript has 3 exons. Lineage: Eukaryota; Metazoa; Chordata; Mammalia; Carnivora; Mustelidae. The coding region runs from base 1 to 3924 and encodes 1307 amino acids.